This is a messenger RNA of Sander lucioperca (pikeperch), 1053 nucleotides long. It is a transcript of the gene seraf, whose product is annotated as von Willebrand factor D and EGF domains. The transcript is spliced from 5 exons. Lineage: Eukaryota; Metazoa; Chordata; Actinopteri; Perciformes; Percidae. Gene Ontology annotation, molecular function: signaling receptor binding. The record is from RefSeq and is a predicted model, not a curated record. The coding region runs from base 183 to 803 and encodes 206 amino acids. Gene Ontology annotation, biological process: anatomical structure development. Gene Ontology annotation, cellular component: cell surface; extracellular region.
CCCCCGGCACUAACCUGUUGCAGUGUUUCCCAGAAAUCAACAGCGGCGGCGACGAGGGGAAGUCUCGGUACUUUCUCCUCCAUCUCCGUCCACCGCUGUCUGCCUGCUCAUUCCUCCUUCUCUCUCUGUGUCUCUCUCUCUCUCUCUCUUCACAGUAGAGAAACAAAACCAAAACACCAAACAUGGGUUUUGGGGGUCUCGGUUUAACGGUGCUCUUGGCCGCCAUGGUCGCUCUUUGCUCCGCGGGCUCGGACGCGCCCCGGGGAGUCGCGGUCGGGUUCGUUUUUGACCCCAAGGCGAAGUGCGAACCUGCCUGCGAACACGGAGGAAUCUGCAUCCGCAACAACACAUGCUUCUGCUCCAAGGGCUAUGAAGGAGAGACCUGCCAGUAUGCCAACUGUUAUCCCAAAUGUAAGAAUGGAGGAAUGUGUCUUCGCCCUGGAAAAUGCAGAUGUCCCCCAGGAUUUGGAGGAAGAUACUGUCACAAAGUGACGUGUGACGGGGGAUGUUGGAACGGUGGAGAAUGCAUCCCUGUCAACGGUGUGGCAAAGUGUAUCUGCCCCUCAAGCUGGACCGGCUCAAAAUGCCAGGAAGCAAUCUGUCCACAAGGCUGUGGGAACGGGGGAAUCUGUGUGGCUCCAGGAAUCUGCAGCUGUCCGGAGGGAUGGCUGGGUGGUGCCUGCCACACUGCUGUGUGCACUCAGUCCUGCCUGAAUGGAGGGAAGUGUAUUUCUCCCGAUAAAUGCCGCUGUCGCCCCCCUUUUUCUGGCCCUCGCUGCGAGGAGAGGAAGAAGUCCCACUAGUGUAACCCUGCCGGGGUCAAAGGUCAAUGAGGCCCAAUAAGGGGCUUUAUGCUGAUGAGGAUAGUUCAAUGUUUUUAAGCUGAAACAUUUGUAGUUUUUAAUUUUUUUUACCAUGUAUGUAAUUCUUUUUAAGAAACCUUGAAUCCGUUUAAUGUUCUCAUUUGACUGUAUAAACGUGUACUGUACUGUAAUUUGUGUCAUUAAAUGAAUAAAAGAGUGCAUUAUCAAUGCUCAUUUCACCAAAACAAAA